CAUGGCGGAUCAGCUGCAAGCGUUAAGAGCGUGGUUUUGGGACAGCGAUUUCUGGUUACCAGAAAACUCUACUUGGGAGAGCUUAGACCAGGCGAAAAGCCAAAAGUGGGUCCAAAAUGGCGAUCUUUUUUUAUGUGUUCCCAUUGCUGUGGUGUUGAUCGCUCUACGAUUCCUCUUCGAGAGAUUCAUUGCGACACCUUUGAUGGGCUACCUUGGUGUAACAGAAAAACCUAUAGUUUUUGUAGAAAAUACAUUUUGUGAAAAGGUUUACCAAACAAUCAGCAAAUGCCCCAAUGCUGAACGAGUAGAGGGACUAUCAAAACAACUUGGCUGGACCACACGUGAAGUGAAACGAUGGUUCAAAAAUCGCAGGCAACAAUCAAAACCAUCCAUAAUGAGGAAGGCUACUGAAAGCAGUUGGAGAUUUGUGUUCUAUUUGGCAACAUCAAUUUAUGGGGCAGUUGUAUUAUCCAAGGAACCUUGGCUUUGGGAUCUACGACUCUGUUUCGUUGGUCAUGGAAAACAGCCUCUUACAGAUGAAAUAUUCUUCUAUUAUGUGGUUGAAAUAGCCUUUUACAUAUCCCUUCUUAUUUCAUUUUUUGUGGAUGUGAAAAGAAAGGAUUUUUGGCAAAUGGCAAUUCACCAUGUAGUUACAAUCAUGUUGACAACAUUUUCGUACACAGCUGGUUUCUUUCGUAUUGGUAGCGUCAUAAUGCUUUUGCACGACUUGGCCGAUAUUUUUCUUGAGUCAGCAAAAGUAUUUAAUUACGCCAAGUGGGAAGCUACAACUAACUUAAUAUUUGUGUUAUUUGCUGUGUCAUUCAAUGUUACAAGGCUGGUAUAUUAUCCAUUCUGGGUUUUGCAUGUUGUAUACUACUGUCAAGAGUACUGUGGUCCUUUUAAAGCAUGGUCAUGGUUCUUUGGUUUGUUGUCGUGUCUUCAGGUACUACAUGUUAUUUGGUCCUAUAAAGUUGCAGAGGUGGCCGUGCAGUUUAUAAUUAAGGGAACGGUGGAAAAAGACACACGUAGUGAUGAUGAACAGUCUGGUCCAGAAGAAGAGAGGCUUGACAUGAACCAUGCAGAUGGCAAUAUGGUGGACAAUAAAAAGAAGCAUUGACCAAAAAGAAAAUUUAAACCAGAGCUUAAUUGUCAGAGUUCCAGUACUCUUAUGUCAUCCUUUGUAGUGUGCUGUUAGAUGAACAGAUGCUGUGCUGAUUUUGGAAAGACAAUUUCAAAAUUUGUACCAAAGAAUGAGAGCCUUUUCCAACCAGUCAUUCUACUUCAGUAACUUGCAUCAACCCUGAGUAUGUUGCAACUAAUAUUUCCUUUAAACAUGUCUUCUUUAAUUUAAUCAAAUUUUCUUCUGUGAUUUUGUCUAAGGAAGACAAUUUAUGGCCUAAUUUUUAUGUUCAAAUGUGGAAUAUUGUGAAGUGGUUUUUAAAUUACUAUAUUCGAUAGUUCUUUCUUUUUUACCAGAGACCACCUUUUGCUAUCUGCAGGGUGUGAUGGUUUGCAUAUUUGUGAAUAGAUGAUCCUGAAACUUAGCUACUAUUUACUUUCAACUGGUGACGUAGCUGUAUUGUCUAGUAUUUCACAAGACAAGAAUUUGACUUAAUUGGAGUUUUUUUGUGGUAUAUUUCAAAGCUAUUUAAUAAACACAUGUGAAUGACAAGAAGA
Molecule: messenger RNA, 1677 nt
Organism: Stylophora pistillata
Lineage: Eukaryota; Metazoa; Cnidaria; Anthozoa; Scleractinia; Pocilloporidae
Product: ceramide synthase 6
Biological process (GO): ceramide biosynthetic process
Cellular component (GO): membrane
Molecular function (GO): DNA binding; sphingosine N-acyltransferase activity
Source: RefSeq, a predicted model, not a curated record